GUCACCGCCGAGCAUCCCCAGGUGUUCACCAUUGAAGAAAUGAUGCCCCAUGUCCAACACAUGAAAGGAGGUCACAGUAAAAACCUUUUUCUUAAAGACAAAAAGAAGAAAGGGUUCUGGCUGGUGUCGGUUCUGCACAACAGGCAAAUCAAUUUAAAUGAUCUUGCUAAGAAACUGGGUGUGGGAAGUGGAAACCUAAGAUUUGCUGAUGAAAAUGCUAUGCUGGAAAAGCUAAAAGUGGGCCAGGGCUGUGCAACACCACUAGCGCUCUUCUGUGACCAGGGAGAUGUGAGGUUUGUGCUGGAUGCUGGCUUUCUGGAAGGUGGCCACGAAAAGGUGUAUUUUCAUCCAAUGACAAAUUCUGCAACCAUGGCUUUAAGCCCCGACGACUUUUUGAAGUUUGUGAGAUCAACAGGCCAUGAUCCCAUCAUCAUACAUUUUGAUGAAGACGUUAAAUAGAUGAAGUUCACUUUUCUAUUACUAGGCAUAGAUUUUGUAGAGCAAAACUAGUGAAAGUCUCAUUACAAAUAAAAUUUGAAAAAACAGG
This is a messenger RNA of Fulmarus glacialis (Northern fulmar), 547 nucleotides long. Its product is annotated as prolyl-tRNA synthetase associated domain-containing protein 1. Gene Ontology annotation, molecular function: aminoacyl-tRNA deacylase activity. The record is from RefSeq and is a predicted model, not a curated record. Lineage: Eukaryota; Metazoa; Chordata; Aves; Procellariiformes; Procellariidae. The transcript has 2 exons. The coding region runs from base 40 to 459 and encodes 139 amino acids.